Molecule: messenger RNA, 1539 nt
Organism: Didymella exigua CBS 183.55
Lineage: Eukaryota; Fungi; Ascomycota; Dothideomycetes; Pleosporales; Didymellaceae
Product: cytochrome P450
Exons: 4
Coding region: 1-1539 (512 amino acids)
Molecular function (GO): oxidoreductase activity, acting on paired donors, with incorporation or reduction of molecular oxygen; heme binding; monooxygenase activity
Source: RefSeq, a predicted model, not a curated record
AUGGAUCAGAAGAGUCCUGGCAUUUUGCCCUCUCUUUUGUUGCACAACAGUCUUGUAUUCAAUUCCAUCACGCUUAUACUUUCUUUGCUCAGCGCGUACUUUGCAGCACAAUAUGUAUACUUUCUGACUUUGCAUCCUCUUGUGGAGUUUCCAGGGCCAAGGUUGUGUUCAAUCAGCCGGAUCCCAUAUUGGCUAGCCGCAAUUCAAGGAAGAGAUGUACAGUGGAUGUAUCAGUUGCACAUCAAAUAUGGACCCGUUGUUCGAUUUGGACCAACCGACCUCAGCUAUGCAACAGCACAGGCAUGGAGAGAUAUCCAUGGACACAGCAAGGGUAGACCAGAGAACCACAAAGCACCAGAAUUCUCCGCACAACCUAUCAAUGGUGUCCCAAGCAUGUUAAACGCCACUUUUGAGGAUCACGCACGAGUUCGCCGGCUCUUCUCGCCAGCCUUCUCCGACCGUGCACUUAAAAAGCAAGAACCCCUGUUCAAAGCAUAUGUAGACAUCCUAUUGACAAAGCUAGUUCAGAUUGCCGAUAGCCAGCAACCUGCUGAGUUGACGCAAUUGUUUAAUUUCGCUACCUUUGAUACUAUGGCUAAACUAUGCUUUGGUCAUUCUCUUAGCUUACUAGAGAAGAAUGAGCUAAGCCCUUGGGUUCGUUCUAUUUUUGAGUCACUUAAGAUGUUGCCCUUUGCAUCAAUUAUUGCUUACUAUCCCCUUCUAGACUCAAUGUUUAAGCGAUAUGAGCCUAGAUGGGUCACAGAGCAACGAAAAACUCACUGUCAGUACUCAGCUAACCGCGUGGAUCAACGUUUGCAAGAAGGUUCUGAUCAGCCUGACAUCUGGAAUCUUAUCAUCUUGGCACAGGACUCUAAGAACGCCCUCUCAACAGAGGAGAUGCAUUCAAACGCCGAAUUGUUCAUGAUGGCUGGAUCUGAAACCACAGCCACUUUGCUAAGUGGUCUAACAUAUUAUCUGCUCCAAAACACCAAACAGUGCACGCGUCUAAACAACGAACUUCGGAAUAGAUUCCAGUCACCUAAAGAUAUGACGUUUGACAGUCUUGCUCAGUGCAAGUACCUAAACGCUUGUUUGAAAGAAGGUCUCCGAAUCUACCCUCCAGUCCCUAUUGGAAGCCCUCGCGUUAUACCUGCAGGUGGUCAACAGAUUCUUGGGAAAUGGAUACCAGAAGAAACUAGAGUAUCAGUCCAUCACUACUCCACCUAUCGCUCCCAAGCCAACUUUCGGGAUUCUGACCAAUUCAUCCCAGAGCGGUGGAUGCCUAGAGAAAACGCCAUAUAUGCAAAUGAUGUGCAUGACGCUUUGCAGCCUUUUGGAUGGGGCCAUCGGAACUGCCUUGGUCAGAAUAUGGCUUUGCAUGAAAUACGGCUUAUUCUUGCUUCAGUCAUGUUAUGCUUCGACUUAGAGCUCUGCAAAGAGAGCCAAGGCUGGCUAGAACAGAAGUCCUUUGCGCUAUGGAUGAAGAAUCCUUUGUUAUGUAAGAUCAAAGCUCGUCAUACAGGGGAGGUUUUGAGUUAA